Molecule: messenger RNA, 735 nt
Organism: Nematocida parisii ERTm1
Lineage: Eukaryota; Fungi; Microsporidia
Exons: 1
Source: RefSeq, a predicted model, not a curated record
AUGCUACUUAAAAAUAAAACAAAAAUAUUGGUUGGGCUGGGUGCUUUGGCAGUCAUCCUAACAGGAGCAAUUCUGGUUAUGAUAAAAACAAUCGAGAAUAAUCCACAGACAAAAAAUGCUACACAUUCAAAACAAAAUGGUAUUGUAUCAAAUGAACUAACCAAUAAAGAGAAGAAAGAAUUACUAAAGAAUGAAUAUACAGAAAAUGGGGAAACCAUACUAGAUAAAAUAGAACAAUCAGACACUUCAUCAGACAAUCAAUAUAUGGAAGAAAAUAAGAAAAUAUGUAGUGGCAUAGUUAAUGAAAAGGUAAAAGUGAACUUUCAAUCUUUGAAUUUAAAUCAGAGAGUAGAACUAUUAAACACUCUAUCGUAUUCCGAUAGAGUAGAUGUGUUCAAAAGUCUAAUCGAUUCUACCCCGAAAUAUAGUCUAUCUUAUAUGAUAGACUGUAAAGAAGAAGAACUUUUAAAUGUCUUUUCUAUUAAUGGCAAGAUGGACUAUCUAUUUCUAUUAUCUGAUCAUGAAAAAGAAGAAAUAUUAAAUGAAAUUUGUAACAAUCAUGAAAAUAAAAAAUUCUUCAAAGUAAUUAAACAAAUAAUAUCAAGUCUCAAUACUAAUAUUGAAAAAGAAAAAGUUGAAAUGGAUCAAGAUAUAGAAACUGACCCUGUUUCACAGGAUAGCAAUAUAAAUGAACUCGAAAAUAACCCCACUUUGGGCUCUACUUUAAACGAUGAA